AUGUUUAAAUAUGCCAGACACAAUUUAAAUGUCAAUUCACUCUUUCUAUCUCUCUUUCUUUUCUUUUCUUUCGUUCUUACCAAUUCUCUUUUUUCUCCUUUUUUCUGUCCCCGACAUUUUCUCUCCAUUUUUGUCUCUUUCUUUCUUUCCACAUCUAUUUCUCUCUUUUUAUAUUUGAGUCUUCCUGUUUAUCUCCCUCUCUUCAGAUUUUUAUUCUUUUUCUCAUUCUCUUUCUUUUUCUUCUCUGUAUUUUUCUUCUUAUUUGUUUGUUUCUUCCUUAUAUCCCUCUCUCUUUCUUUCAAUAUCCCUCUCUCUCUCUCUCCUUCACCCCCUCUGUCUUUCGCAUUUUCACUCAUUUAUUCUUUUAAACCAAUACAUAUUCCCUUCUCUCUUCCUUUCUCUCUUUCUUUCUCUCAUUCCGUCUAUUCCAUCGGGGGAUCUCACCGAUGGGCGGUGGGAGGAAAGUUUGAGGUUACCGCCGACAACUCCCUUCGUGACAUUUUUUUUUUCUCCUGCCAGUCAUCUCCCGGCGACGGGAAAAUCGGGUACUGGUUCGGGAGGGACGGAGAAAAAGAGGGACGAAGACGGCAAGCGCAGUCCGGAUCGGACGCGGCUGGACGACGUGACUCCCCGCUGGAUUGUUUUCACCACGAUACAUCUCCCAAGCGCUCAUUCGAUUUCGGUUUAUUGACUCUUUUAUAUAUCUCUUUCUGUUCGUUCACACCUAUCUAUCUAUCUAUCUAUCUAUCUAUCAUUUGUUCAUUAUCUAUCUAUCUAUCUAUCUAUCUAUCUAUCUAUCUAUCUAUCUAUCUAUCUAUCUAUCUAGAGUCUGUUCAUAUCUAUCUAUCUAUCUAUCUAUCUAUCUAUCUAUCUAUCUAUCUAUCUAUCUAUAGUCUGUUCAUAUCUAUCUAUCUAUCUAUCUAUCUAUCUAUCUAUCUAUCUAUCUAUCUAUCUGUUAGUUCAUUAUCUAUCUAUCUAUCUAUCUAUCUAUCUAUCUAUCUAUCUAUCUAUCUAUCUAUCAACAGUUUAUCCGCACUCUUAUAUAAAUAUAUGUUAUGGCGAAAUUUUGUAUAA
This is a messenger RNA of Acanthosepion pharaonis, 1074 nucleotides long. Lineage: Eukaryota; Metazoa; Mollusca; Cephalopoda; Sepiida; Sepiidae. The record is from the annotation of a GenBank genome assembly.